Capra hircus (goat) is the source of this 2765-nucleotide messenger RNA. RefSeq names its product LYR motif containing 9 (gene LYRM9). The coding region runs from base 314 to 544 and encodes 76 amino acids. The record is from RefSeq and is a predicted model, not a curated record. NCBI's taxonomy places the organism in Eukaryota, Metazoa, Chordata, Mammalia, Artiodactyla, Bovidae. The transcript has 6 exons.
UGCGAGGCGGCUGUUCCCCAGCGGAGGCGGGUACAGAGGAGGAGGCAGAAGGCCAGAGAAGAUGAGUUUCAUAAGAGAAGAUGGAAACAGACUUCAUCCAACCAGACUUGGAUAAAAAACAUUCCACAGAGGCUGGUGCAGGCUCCUCCAUUUGGAACACAGUGAGCCUCUCUCUAAGAGGGGAAAUCUGUGCAGAGGAGAUAACAGGAGAUAACAGAUUCUGUUCAGUCCAGUUCAACAAACGGCAUGAAGUGAAGUGUUGGGGCCCGGGCCAGGCUCUGGAGGCCUGGCAGCAGGGACUGCGGUCUGGCGGAUGGCGCCACUACCGGGGGCAGAGCUGGUCCAGACGCCGCUGCAGCUCUACCGAUACCUGCUGCGCUGUUGCCGGCAGCUGCCCACCAAGGGCAUCCAGGAGCAUUACAAGCAUGCCGUCAGGCAGAGUUUCCGGGUUCAUUCGGAUGAGGACAACCCUGAGAGGAUCCAGCAGAUUAUUAAGAGAGCCAUAGAAGAUGCCGACUGGAUCCUGAACAAAUAUAAAAACUGAGACUCCAGGGCGUGAAGAGUGCAGCUGCCUUGGAGACACUGACAUGGAGAGCCCUCGCUUCACCCAGCCCUAGCAGCAGCAGCAGCCGUGCUGGGAUAUCCACCGGCCUGGUUGGCCGGGAGCAGGAAGUCAGCGAUAGGAGAAGCUGUCGUUUGCUCAGACUGCGCUUCCUGCCACAUUUGUGUCCCCAGCGUCCUUCACAUUUGCUUUUCCAGCUGGUGAUGAGGUGAGCUUUGGGGAGAAGGUGUUUUCUCAUUUUGCUCUGAAAGUGAUUCAUUACUCUGGACGUCGUCGUUUGAGAGGCGGAGCUGGCGUCCCCUCACACAGCAGCCUGUGCAGAGGACAGGGCCUGGGCUUUACAGUCAGGCUGAUCUGGGUUUGGAGCUCAGCUCACUGGCUUUUCAAGGGUGUUGGCUGCAAGUCCAUUUCUUCCUUCGUUAGGAUUAGAUGAAAUCAAAGAGCCUGACACAGGACAUGGUAUGCGGUGGGGCGGGUGAAUGUCCUUCCGAGGAGGCCGGCCUCUGGCGCUGUCGCGGUGCUCCCGUGUCUCUCUGGCUCGCUCCACAUCAGCUCUUAGUUCUCUGUGCAUCUGCUGUCCCUGCUUGUCACCCCAGGCCCCGAGCCCUCACAGUUGCACUGUGCCCGGGCAUCCGCCCAGCAGCUGCUCUUCCUGACACCGACCCUCCCAGCCCAGAGAGACAGAAACCCUGGUCCUUAUCUUCGUGGGAUCUGUUGUGUCUCAGAGUGCCGAAACAAAAAAUGCCAGGGCAGCUGCAGUAGACGCCGAUGGGUUCAGGCUGCGUGUGACCAGCCCUUGCCUACUUCGGCUCCAUCUUAGAAGGCGAGGGAGGAGGAGCAAGCAAGCAGUCGUGAGGGUCGUCGUGAGCCUGAAGUCCGUGGAGAAGGCAGACCUGGGUCGUGUCCCAGCUCCACACAAAGUGCUCUCGGGUAACUCAUCUCGCCUCCUUCAGUCCUGGUUUCCCAUCUAUCCAGGCAGUAAUGACCGUACCUACCUCACGGGGCAGCAGUGAGGAGUCAUAAGCCCUAAUGUAUACCAAGUGCUUCACCCAGGACCUGGCCUGGGGAGCCAAGGAGACGGGAGCUCCUUUUCAAGAGAUUGAGCCCUUUUCAAGAGAUUGACUAAGUUGGGUCUGUGAAUGUACCAAACCCUCUACAUUUAAGAGGGGAAGGACAGCAGCAGGGUGAGAGGGAGGAAGCGGGGAGGGCAAGCAGGGAACGUUGGGGUGACCGGCUGGAGCGGGUGGAGCAGCGAGAAGAUGCAAGGAGAGACCACACCAGUGGUGAGUGUCCCCCGAGGACUCCCAGCCAGAGGAUGAGCUUGCAAUCACGUGACUUACAGUGACUCAGAUACGCCCAUGUGCAUUCAGCUGAUCAGCAGAUCAUGAAGUAAAUACGUCAGAGCUCUGGUGUAUGUUCCCUACUGUGUGCUGUCGUGUUUGAUGUUGAGGGUUAGAGGCAGGCAGACAGAAAGCUGCCAGGAGGGAUCAUUCUUUCAUGUUUCAACUCAUUAAUUGAAAUGUCCAGUCCUAGGUAAAGAUAACAUUUCAGAACUUACGUGAAGGUUGAGGCAUCUCUCUUCCAGGUGGGAUCUGCCCCCGUGGGAAACCUGCUGUCAGAGGAGGGGACCGCGGGCGGGCCGCCUUUGGUAGCUUGGGGUGGGGGAGUGGCAGGGGGCGCCUGGCAGACAGGCAGUUUCACCAAAGGCUCGGAAUAGCACCGCUUGCUCAGGAAGUCCCACGCUGUUCUGUGUGGGUGAGGCGGCGUGGCCUGAAGAGAUGGUGUGCAGCCAUCUCUUCGUGUCCUUGUCUCCUGUCUGAGGGUGAAGCCCUUGCGGGCAGGGACCGUGCGCUGGCCAGCUGUGUGCCUGCUGCCCCAGUGGCGAGCUUUGAGCAUUUGCCGAUGGCAGGAUGAUAAGCCCGGCAGACUGAUGUGCUGCUUCUGUUGGAGUGUCUAUUGCUGUCUAAUAAUGGGGGAUGCUGGGAGGUGGUGAUUAUUUCCUGGCCAACCACUGACAUAUGUGUGUGUGUUCUUAUCACUGAUGCUCCAAUAAAGUCUCAUUACUACUAUGGAAGCAGUUUUGACUUCGAGAAUUUCCUGAAAGGAUUUUGGGGAUUCCUUGGACUGCACAUGGAGUCCAUGGACUGCACUUGAAGCUCACUGUCUCUGUGUGUAAUCUGAAUAAAGCAGAAUACUAAGAGGA